Mus musculus (house mouse) is the source of this 1021-nucleotide messenger RNA. RefSeq names its product NSE3 homolog, SMC5-SMC6 complex component like (gene Nscme3l). The transcript has a single exon. Gene Ontology annotation, cellular component: cytoplasm. The record is from RefSeq and is marked validated. Bases 37 to 921 code for a protein of 294 amino acids. Lineage: Eukaryota; Metazoa; Chordata; Mammalia; Rodentia; Muridae.
GUGCAGAAGAUCCCUAGUUGUCCGGUGUGGCCGGUUAUGAGCGUCUCUCCGCCUGGUCACAUGUUGCAAAAAACGAGGAGCAGGAGCCACCCUGGUGCCCAGCUAUGGAGCCCCAGCGACUGCUGCCCGGGUGUCUCUAGAGAGAUCGCGAGAGCGUCUGGACACCCUGAUGCCUCGCAGGACACCCCAGGCACCCCGUCGCCAAGCUUUCGUCAGGUCCAGGCCACCUCUGCUCCGGAGCUCUGGACCCAGAAGCAGCUGGAGCUUAAGGUGGCAGAGCUGGUGCAGUUCUUGCUGAUUAAGGACCAGAGGAAGAUUCCCAUCAAGCAGUCAGGGAUCAUGAAACAUGUCGUCCGAGACUACAAAAACAUCUUCCCAGACCUGCUUAAACUGGCUGCAGAACGGCUCCACUACGUGUUCGGGUACAAGCUGGUGGAACUCGACCCCAAGAGCAAUGCCUACAUCCUCAUCAACGCCCUGGAGCCAGUGGGCAAGGAUGGUGAACUGAGAGGCUACCAGAGAACGCCCACCACCGGCCUCCUGAUGAUUAUUUUAGGGCUCAUCUUAAUGAAUGGCCACAGCAUCCCAGAAAACGAUGUCUGGUGUUUUCUACGUCGUUUGGGGGUGUAUCCCACCAAGAAGCAUUCAGUUUUCGGCUAUCCGAAGAAACUCAUUACUGAAGACUUCGUGAAACAGCGUUACCUGGAGUACCGUCGGAUACCCCACACAGAUCCUGUGGACUGUGAGCUCCAGUGGGGUCCGCGAGCAAAUCUGGAAACCAGCAAGAUGAAAGUCCUUAAGUUUGUAGCCAAAAUCCAUAAUCAAGAUCCCAAGGACUGGCCCACUCAGUACUGUGAAGCUUUGGCGGAUGAGCAGCGUAGGGUCAGACCAGAGCCAAAUGGUCCAGCUCUGACCUCUUGAAGUAAACGUUCAGGAUUCACGAGCAUAAGCUAGAAAAAUAGGGAAGAUGGGUGCAGAAGGAGCAUAUUUCCACAAUAAUUAAAAUGUAUUACCUUUAAAA